AUGGGACCACAAAUAACAAGCUGGGAUGAUCUCACAGAAGUAUGGGAGCAACGCGACGACAUAGCAGGGCAAAUCCGCCACACAUCCUUCGCAGUGUUCGACAAUAGCGAGCAGUUUUACUACGGCAGAAUUGAAGCACCGAAGACGGAUGUGACCUUUGAUCAGAUGGCCAAUGCCCUUCGAAUUGUUCCCGAUGAAGAAGUAUACACGAAAUGGCCAGCCUCUAGCAUUGCGCUAGUGCAAAAUCCAAGGACACCUAUUGAGGGCAGCUAUAUCAAACGCCCCUGUGCACAAAUGUACGAGGUUCUGAAAGACCAUAAUGCGCUGGCUCAGCUCUCGAACCCGUUGGUAGCAGAGGCUGAAUUGCUAUACUCGCUAUCCCAGAACCCGCAUCCCAAUAUCAUCGGGUAUCAUGGCUGUCAAGUUCUCCGUGGCUAUUUCAUUGGGAUUGUCCUUGACAGACACCCAUACGAUCUAUAUACCUUUUUUGAGCGACAAUUUGGAACAAUUGAUAUAGAGCCUUUUAUGACGGCCCUCGAGUCAGCAGUUUAUCAUCUUCAUACGCAUGGAUUAGCUCACAAUGACUUGAACUCACGCAACAUUCUAGUCAACAAAGAAGGAAUGCCUAUUUUGAUCGACUUCGGUGGAUGCCAGCCUACUGGGACUUAUUUGAAGUUUAUUCGAGGGACUAAGGAGUGGAUCGAUGGAGAAAUCAAGGACUAUAAUACAUCGGAUAAGGAGCAUGAUAUUUCUGCCCUUGCGAAGAUCAGGGCGUGGUUGGACAAGCCUGUCUUUGAUGAAUGA
Molecule: messenger RNA, 804 nt
Organism: Penicillium paradoxum
Lineage: Eukaryota; Fungi; Ascomycota; Eurotiomycetes; Eurotiales; Aspergillaceae
Exons: 1
Coding region: 1-804 (267 amino acids)
Biological process (GO): protein phosphorylation
Molecular function (GO): ATP binding; protein kinase activity
Source: RefSeq, a predicted model, not a curated record